AUGGACUCAAAUGAAAUAAAUAAAAGCAACAGCAACAAUAAUAACGACAAUAGUAAUAAUGACAAUAAUAAUAGAAUUGUCGUUGAAGAAUUAGGAGAUAGAUAUUUUAAUACAAACAGUGAAAGGAGUGAGGGUGAUUUAGUGACACAAACACAAGAGAAACCCAAUCCAACAAAUUUUUCACUGAAUAAACCCAAAACAAAAUCACAAUAUAGUCCAUCACCACCACAUUUAUACAAGUCAAAUUCAACAUCAUAUUUAAAAUCAACAUCAUAUUAUAAUACUAAUAAUAGUUAUAGUAGCAAUAAAGAUAACAACAGCAAUAGUAACAAUAAUAAUAAAAAAUCAUCAAUACCAAAUACUCAAAUGAACCCUACAAAUAAUGGUUCAUCAUCAUCAACAUCAACAGCAACACCAUCAUCUUCAUCAGGUAGUACUAGUAAUAUUAGUUCAGGUGUUAUUAACAAUAGUAAUAAUGUUUCAGAGGUAUCAUCAGCAAUUAUUGGAGAGGAUAUAGUAGGAAGAAGAAGGGAUAGAUUUAAAUCAUUUAGUUGGACAAUUGGAGAGUCAAAUACAAAUAGUAGAUUUUCUGAAUUAUCAAUGAUUUCCUCAAAAUGUAAAAGUAUAAAGAGUGAAUUUACCCCAUUGUUUGAUGUUUUAACUGUUUUUGAUGAAUCUGAUAGAAUAAGGCAUAGUUUUAUCCAGAAUCAUUAUAAAACUUUACUGAUCCAAAAUCCAACAUCCCCAAACCGUCCAUUAUUAACAAAUUUACUUCAGAGAAGAGGUCACAAUUUAACAAUAUGUCCAAUUGACUUCAAUGUAGUUUUACAACAUAUUCAAAAAGAAACCUUUUCUUUAUUUAUUUUUGAUCCAAACGAAUCUGUUAUGAAUAGUGAGGCCUAUUAUUCAAACAAUCCAGUUUUUACUCCUACUCCUACCCCAACUUCAACAACAUCAACACCAACAACAAAUAAUAUCUUAAAUAAUUUGAAUAAUAAUAAUAAUAAUAAUAGUUCUGUUGGUAGUCCAAUGAGCCAAGCGUCAACAUCUUCUCCAAUGGUUCUAUCACCAAUGGUUUUUUGUAAUAAUAGUCAAAACAACAGCGAUAAUAACAAUAAUAACAAUAGCAAUAGCAACAAUAGUAGCAGUGAUAAUAAUUGUAAUAUAAAUCAAUCAAAUAGAAAAAAAUCAUUAACUGUAAAUACAAAUUUUAAAUCUCCAUUACCAAAUUCACCAUUAUCGUCACCAAAAUCACCAUUUAAAAAUCAAAACGUAUUUAAUAAUUUUUCAAAUAGUUUUUCACAAAACAAUAUCGAAUUUUGUAAAAUGUUAAGAUCUAAGGUUACUGAUUUUGAAACCAUUAUAGUUUUAACAGAAUCAAGUGAUCCUUCUGAGUUUUGUCAAUAUAUAGAUGCUGGAGCAAACGAUUAUAUCAAUCAACCACUUUCUCCUGUAUUGUUGGACCUUCGCUUAACCACUUGUCAAAAACUAGUAAAUAAUAAUUUACAUUUAAAGAAAGCAGAGCAACUUAAAGAUGCCACAAGAAAAAUGGUAACAUGUAUAGAAAAUUCACCAGAUUGUGUUGAAAUUUGGGAUCACAGUGGCCACAUUCAAUAUUUAAAUUUGGCAUUUACCGAGACAACUGGCUUUGCGCGUUGGGAAUUUUUAGGUAAAGAGUUUUCAUCACUCAUCGAAAACACUGAAAUUAUACCUAGUAUGUGGACAACUUUAACCGAUAAAAAGACUUGGAAUGGUUUCAUUAAAACAAGACAUUUAAACAACACCGUAAUAUAUUUCGAUACCAGUAUUUCCCCAGUUUUAGACCAAUUUCAACAAAUUCUUUACUACCAUUGCACAAAAAGGGAUGUUACACAAAAGAAAAUAGAUGAAGAAUCAAAAACUUUGGAACAAAAUAAAAUAAUAGAAAAGUCUCGUCUUCGUAUUUCAAUGAUGAGUCACGAUAUUAGAACACCAAUGUCAAAUAUUAUCGGCAUGGCUGAUUUAUUAUAUGACACUCCUUUAAGUAAUCAUCAACUUCACUAUUUAAAUAUUAUCAAAAAUUCCUCAAAUACUUUAUUAAAUAUAAUCAAUGAUAUAUUGGAUAUGUCAAAGAUUGAGGCAGGAAAAUUAGAAAUUGAAUAUGAAAGAUUUGAUUUUAAUUCAACAGUCUCUGAAGUCGUCGAAUCAAUGGCACAACGGGUUCAAGCAAAAGGACUAGAGCUUCUAAGCUAUAUAGAUCCAAAAAUACCACAAACAUUGGUUGGUCCUUCAUCAAGAUUAAAUCAAAUUUUAACAAAUUUACUAGGAAAUUCAUUAAAGUUUACAGAUAAGGGUGAAAUUUCAAUAUUUUGUCUCUUAACUGAUGAAACAGAUUCAGAAUAUGUGAUCCGAGUUGAAGUUAAAGAUACUGGUAUUGGAAUUAAAAAAGAGGCAUUACCUUUAUUAUUUAAAGCAUUUACCCAAGCUGAGGGUACAAUUACUCGACAAUAUGGUGGUUCUGGUUUAGGCCUUGCUAUUUGUAAAGAGUUGGUACAGUUAGCUUUUAAUGGUUCGAUUUCAGUAGAAAGUCAUUAUGGUCAUGGUUCGACUUUUACUGCAAUUUUAAAAUUUAAGAAGUUUUUACCUGGUGAAACUUCAAUUGUAUUAAAUCCUUCACAGCAUCAAUUAGAACAACAACAUCAAUCACAUUCAAUUCCUAAUACUCCAUUGGCAACUCCUUUGACUUUACCACAACCAAUUCCUAACAAUUUACCUUUAUAUCAAAUUGAAAAUCUUUCUAAAAAACAAAAAGGAAAUGAAUCAUCACAUUUAGAGUCAAUUGUCGAAAAUACCUAUUCACCAUUAGUAGAGCCAAUGAUAAUUAGUGAUCAAGAUAUACCUGAUGCUUUUAAUAUUUCAUCAUCAUCAUCGACAUUAGCAGCACAACCACCUCAACAAAUUAUUUCAUCACCUCAGACAUACAGUUCAAAAUUUGAUUUCUCUGGUGUUAAAAUGUUAUUUAUUGAACGUAAUGAUACCAGUAGAAGUUAUUUACAUAGACAAUUACAAACAUGGAAUAUUCAAUUAGAUAUGGCAGAGGAUGGAGAAGGUGGUUUCCAACAAUGGAAAAAAGCUCUUUCAACCGACUCUCCUUAUUCAUUAAUUAUUAUGGAUUCAAAUACACCAGGAGUUGAGGGUGCCUUUCUACCGCUAAGAAUUACUAGGGAGUUAGAAAUUCAUUAUCAAGCAUAUACACCAAAACUCCCAAUUAUAAUGCUAAUGCCUAUUCAAUAUUUAAACACAUCAAUAGAAGAAAAAUUAAGAAAUGCAGGUGUAUGUGCAAUCCUUUCAAAGCCAAUUCGUAUGAACGAAUUAGCCGAGUGCUUUAUGGUACAUUUAGGUUUAAAGAGAUACCAAUGUCACGAUAGUAGUAUGGUUGGGGUUAGCAAUAAUAAUACGAGUGGUGUGGAUUCAUUUUCAACAAAUAUUUUAAAUAGUAAUAAUAAUUUUGGUUCGAUAUGUUGGAAUUUAAAGAAUCAACAACAACACCAAAGAGAUGAUUUUUCACUAAAAUCACUUGCAAAGGUUUUGGUUGUAGAUGACAACCCAAUUAAUGUUCAAAUUCUUACAAAAAUGCUUCAGGCCAUUGGUUGCGAUAUAGACUCAGUACUUAGUGGAACUGAAGCACUCAACAAGUUUGAUCAGAUGUCUCGCGUUGGUGUUUAUGAUGCUAUCUUUUUAGACAUUCAAAUGCCCGAUUUAGAUGGUUUCCAAGUAUCAAGGGAGAUUAGAGAAAGAGAAAAAAAAUUCAAUUUACAAAAGGUUGCUAUUAUCGCCACUACUGCUAAUGUUUUUAAAGAAGAUCAAAUUAAAUGUUUCCAAGCUGGUAUGGAUGACUUUAUUACCAAACCAAUUAAAAGAAGUGAAUUAAAAGACAUAAUUUCAAAAUAUAGUAGUUUAAACCAAAAUAAAAUUAAAAUUAAUAAUAAUAGUAAUAAUAAUAAUACUAACAAUAAUAGCAACAAUAAUAAUAAUAACAAUAAUAUGAAUAAUAAUAAUAAUAUGAAUAAUAAUAAUAAUAUGAAUAAUAGCAAUAAUAACAAUAGCAAUGGCAAUGAAAAUCAACAAAAUAUUUUUAUAAAUUAA
Messenger RNA from Dictyostelium purpureum, 4125 nucleotides. RefSeq lists its product as uncharacterized. The coding region runs from base 1 to 4125 and encodes 1374 amino acids. The record is from RefSeq and is a predicted model, not a curated record. Gene Ontology annotation, molecular function: phosphorelay sensor kinase activity. Gene Ontology annotation, biological process: phosphorelay signal transduction system; phosphorylation; regulation of DNA-templated transcription. Lineage: Eukaryota; Evosea; Eumycetozoa; Dictyosteliales; Dictyosteliaceae. The transcript is spliced from 2 exons.